GCAGUCAACUCCGGCGCCGUGGAGGGGAUCCAGGAACGACAAAGCAUUCAGCAAAGGGUGAGCAGGAUUUCUUGCGUCUUUCUCAAGUUGGCAUGGCAGUUUAUGUGUAGAGCACAUGGUGAGAACACGCGGGGGUGCUGAAACAAUGGAGUUUAAUGGAGAUGAGGGUACGAGUGUGGCGGAAGUGGAUCGGAAUCGAGAGCCAUCAAAUGAUGGUAGUCUAAAUUCUGAUAAAUCAAAUGAGGCGAGAGUGCCUACUCAGAGGCAAGAAUCGAUGCAGCAGGCAUCUCAGGUUUUGCCGAAUUCAAGUGAAACGAGAACGCUCGAACUUGAAAUCCAAAGGCUCAAUCUCCAGAUUGAGUACGAAAAGCUAUUGCAAACUAGAAUGAACGCGGAACGUCUCAAUAGCACGUUGUCCAACUCUGGGUCGGAGACUGGUGAUCAGAGGCGACGGUGUUUCGAUUCUGUCCAGCAAUGUGCAAAAGUGCUGAAAGGGUUUCGCCUGCCGAGUGACGCGGAUGUGCCAUUAUGGUUUGAGGAAGUAGAAAAACUGUUUGCUACUUACCAAGUACCGUAUGAGAAUCGCGUGCAUUUGGUUAUACCAGCACUAAGUGAGCGAGUUCGUUACCUACUGCGUAACCUCAAUCCUGAAGAGAGUGCAGAUUACGAGGCAGUUAAAGCAGCAGUAUUGACGGAACUGAAGCUUUCUCCGGCAGAGUAUCUGCGGAGGUUUGAAAGAGCAGUAAAGCGGAAGGAAGAGACGUGGGCGCAGUUCGCGUCACGGGUGAAAACUUAUUUCUCCUACUACCUCCAAGUGAGAGAGGCCGACACGGCAGAAGUGAUGGCCGAACUCAUGGUUGCUGACCGUAUAAAAUCGGGACUAAGUACGGAGGGUCUGGAGUAUGUGAGAUUAAGGGAAGGCGAGGGAUGGCUUAGGCCAACUGAGAUCGCUAAAGUGCUCCAAACUUUCGAACAAGCGAAAGGGAAAGGGCGUGCUUCAAAGCAACCAAUUGUAGAAAUGGGGCAAAAGCCGGCGACUCGAGUAGAGAAAGGGGCUCUGAAAUGCCACCUAUGUCACGGCUCAGGCCAUUUCGCUAAAGAGUGCCCGAAGGCUAGUGAUAAGGAGAGCAACACCAAGAAGGCUACCGAGCCAAAGCGGAAGGUACAAAAGGUAGCAUUAACCGACGAUUCGGAAAUUGAAAUACCCAAUGGAGUCCUUAGCGCAAAGGUGGAGUCUCUGAAACACGAGGGUGAAGGCACAAAUAAACUGCAGUUAAUUCCCGUAUCAUGUGCAGAUGUAUCCGCAGAUGCGAUUUUGGAUACAGGGAGUGAGAUAACUGUCAUUCGGGAAAGUCUGCUUCCGCGAAGUUUAGUAGAGCCGUCUGGCACGGUAAGAUUGGUGUCUGCUUUUGGUAAAACGAUCGAGGCAAGGCUAGCUACGUUGCCGGUCAAAUUAAAUAGCCCGCGAGAGGUUACGGAGCCUCAGAGCGUCGACCUACUCUGCGCGUUAACUGAUGAGCUCGUCGAGGGCACAGAUUGUUUGUUGACCGAGGAAGAUUGGAAACUUUUGUUGAAGGCCAGCAGCCCUCUGGCACCCUGUCGAGCACCGGCCGAGCCUGCUCAUGAGGCAGAACAAGUAGUAGAGAAACCAAAAGUAGUGGUUUGCAAUCUUACCUUGGAGGAGAAAGACGUUUCCGGGGAAGAUGCGCAAAUUGAUGAAGAAAGGGAGGCGUCGUUAGGCCAAAGAGAAGAGUUCCGCAAAGUGCAGUUGGGCGACACUACGCUAAAAAAAUGUUGGGAAGAUGCUCGUAGUGGGAAAUCCGGCAUGUUCAUUUCAGACGGACUAUUAUACCACUGCGACUCAAUAGCAGGCACUCGAGUGAGUCAGCUAGUUGUCCCCAAAGAUAAGCGUACUGAGGUAAUGCACUUAGCCCAUGAGUCACUAUGUGGGGGGCACCUAGGGCCAAAGAAAACAAAAGCUCGCAUUAGGUAUAACUUCUUUUGGCCGGGUAUGGCGAAGGAGAUAUUAGAGCAUUGUCGUUCGUGCCAUGAAUGCCAAAUUCGUUCAGACAGGCGUCGCACGGAUAAGGUGCCUAUAACUCCGCUCACUAGACCCGAGCACCCUUUCCAAGUUGUCAAUGUAGAUGUAAUCGGACCCCUAGACACACCGUCAGCGAGAGGGCAUAAGUACGCGCUGUGCUUAGUGGACCUUUGCACGAGGUGGCCAGAGGUGGUCCCACUGCGCUCUUUGACAGCUAAGGCGACUUGUGAUGCACUGAUUGAGAUCUUCAGUCGCACAGGCGUUCCGGAGAUGAUCUGCUCCGAUCAGGGCACUAAUUUCAAAUCUCAGCUCACGCAAACGAUGCUGGAGAAAUUAGGUUGCACACCAAGAUUCUCAACCCCAGAACACCCAGAGAGUAAUGGAGUUGUAGAGAGGUGGAAUCGAGUACUGAAAAACAUGUUGUACCAUGUCAUUCAGAGAGACUCCAAGAAUUGGGACAAAUUGAUCCCAAUGGUUUUAUGGGCUUAUCGGGAAGUUCCCCAUGAGGUAACCGGAGUAGCUCCGUUUCGUCUAUUGUAUGGAAGGAAUCCCACGGGACCGCUUCUAAUACUGCAGAGGACGUGGACGGGAGAAAUGCCGGUGCCGGCAACGUUGAGAGAAAGCCCCGCUAAGUAUUUACAGCAACUUAAAGAGCAGCUCGAGACUGCCGCUAAUAUUGCUGAGCUAAUGAGUGCAACUCAUCAGGAGAGUUACGCCAGUGCGUAUAAUCGCAGCACCAGGCUCAAAGCUUUUAACGUUGGCGACCAAGUUGUGGUUUUCGACAAUGAUCGGAAUUGUAAGAUGUCACCUAAAUGGCUAGGCCCAUUCACAGUGGUUGGACGUGAGCGCGAACAUUCUUACCGCGUUGAAACAUCUGCGGGAAAGGUGAAAAGUGUCCACGCCAACAACAUUCGACCUUACUAUGCAAGGGUCAGUCAUAUUGGGGUAGUCUUCGACUGUCGCUGGUGUUCAGGAGAGGUGGCUUGA
This is a messenger RNA of Rhipicephalus sanguineus (brown dog tick), 3028 nucleotides long. RefSeq lists its product as uncharacterized. The coding region runs from base 116 to 3028 and encodes 970 amino acids. The transcript is spliced from 2 exons. Gene Ontology annotation, molecular function: aspartic-type endopeptidase activity; zinc ion binding; nucleic acid binding. Gene Ontology annotation, biological process: proteolysis; DNA integration. The record is from RefSeq and is a predicted model, not a curated record. NCBI's taxonomy places the organism in Eukaryota, Metazoa, Arthropoda, Arachnida, Ixodida, Ixodidae.